Coregonus sp. 'balchen' is the source of this 14084-nucleotide messenger RNA. Lineage: Eukaryota; Metazoa; Chordata; Actinopteri; Salmoniformes; Salmonidae. The record is from the annotation of a GenBank genome assembly.
GGCAGUAAGUACCACUGGCAGAGUCAGAAUGUCAAGCAGAGUGGUGUGGACGACAUGGUGCUACUGUCCAAGAUCAGUGAAGACGCAAUUGUGGAGAACCUGAAGAAGAGAUACAUGGACGACUACAUCUUUGUAUCCUGUUUCAUUGUAUGUUAGGGACCUUCCUUCAUCACUUCUCACAAAUGUCUCAGUGGGGAAGUACACUGUGAAGACACGACCUGUCCCGUCACACGCUCUCUGACUGAUAUAUUUAUAGGCACAUACACAAACACACACACACACACACACACACACACACACACACACACACACACACACACACACACACACACACACACACACACACACACACACACACACAUGCACACAAACAAAAAACUGUUACAAAUGGCUUUAAACCAUGUAGAGAGAUUUGAGAAUUGAGAUCGUUGAGGUCAUUCCACUGGCCCAUAGCAUUAGGUCCUUCCAUUCUAUAUAUCAUGGGUGAGCACAGCUGAUGUUUGUACUCACACAGUAGCAACAACACAAUAACAAACAUACAUACCAUCCUUGCCUCAUCUCCCUAACACACAUACAUACUCACUCAACCUCAUCACAUGCUAACACACAUACAUACUCACUCAACCUCAUCACAUGCUAACACACAUACAUACUCACUCAACCUCAUCACAUGCUAACACACAUACAUACUCACUCAACCUCAUCACAUGCGCAGACACACAUGAAUGUAUGCAAUAAUAGGACUGCACUGUUCCUCUUUUGGAUGCACUGUGUGACUUCACAGCACACUACCCUGUUUUUAGUACACAUUUUACUGCACAUUCGAGACUUACUUCAUUCUUUGUGUGAAAAAAAGCAUUCUAUUUUUGUGUAUUAUACAGUCCGGAGAAACUAUGGUUUGGGAUAUUUGUCUUUUUGAAAAGUUUACAUCAUCAUCAACAAUUUCGAUGUGAUUGUUUCAAUAUCAUAUUCCACGAUUUCACCAGAAACACCCUACCUAUUCCUUAACUGUCAUGUGCAGACCUAUAUUGGCUCUGUGUUGAUAUCAGUGAACCCAUUCAAACAGAUGCCCUACUUCACUGACCGGGAAAUUGAACUCUACCAAGGGGCUGUGAGUAAACCAUCCUAUUGUUCAAUGUUUACUUUGGUCUUUAUGUGCCCAUCAUUUCAUUGUUUACCUUAGUAGUUGUAUAUUAAACUCCCUCUCCGUCCAUUCUCUUGAUAAGUAGAAUAGAAGAAGAGUAGGAGUAGGAUCAGAGAGCAGAGAACACUCUCUCUCGAUCGUCAGAGGGAAAGAUCUCGACAGGGCUCGCUCAGAGAGCUGGAGAUCUGAGAGAGAGAGAGAAGGAGCCCUGAGAUCGAAGCUCGGGAACGAAGGAGAGACUUCGAGCUAGACGGAGAGACGAGAGCGUUCCUAAUGAUCUUCUAUCUAUUCGUCUCUCGCUCAUCGCAGAGGGUCUAUGCCUUUGCUUAUCUGGCGUUUAUCUCUCUCUUUUCUCACUCUCUCUCCUUCUCUCUCUGUUUUUUUUCUCUCUCUCUUUUCUCUCCUCUCUCUCUUCCUCGCGUUCUCGGCUCUCUCUCUCUAUCUCUCUCUCUCUCUCUCUCUCUCUCUAUCUUCUCUCUCUCUCUCUCUCUCUCUCUCUCUCUCCUCUCUCUCUCUUCUUCUCUCUCUGUUUUCUCACUCUCUCUGUCUCGUUUUUGUCUCUCUCGUUUUUCUCUCCAUGUAAAGGCCCAGUAUGAAAACCCUCCCCACAUCUAUGCCCUGACUGAUAACAUGUACAGGAACAUGAUGAUCGAUCAGGAGAACCAGUGUGUUAUUAUCAGGUGUGUUAUUAUACCAGUGUCAUAACUGCUAUCUGUUUCUGCUGGCAGGCAGUAUGGAGGCCUAGUUCUUCUCUGUGCCUCUCUGUGACGCACCUUAGGCCUUCUCAUGUGCGUCAUGCUACCCAAGAACACUUACUCUCACUGCUUUUCUCAGAACUAACAAAGAACCAAAGAACAAUCAGUGUGUCGUUUCCUUUCUUACUAUACUGAACAAAAAUAUAAACGCAACAUGCAACAAUUUAAAAGAUUCUACUGAGUUACAGUGCAUAUAAGGAAAUCAGUCAAUUUAAAUAAAUGUAUUAGGCCCUAAUCUAUGGAUUUCACAUGACUGGGAAUACAGAUCAGAAAACCACCAUUUGCCUCAUGCAGCGCGACACAUCUCCUUCGCAUAGAAAUGAUCAAGCUGUUGAUUGUGGCCUGUGCAAUGUUUUCCCACUCCUCUUCAAUGGCUGUGCGAAGUUGCUGGAUUUGUCGGGAACUGGAUCACGUUGUCGUACACGUCGAUACAGAGCAUCCCAAACAUUCUCAAUGGUUGACAUAUACAGGCCAUGGAAGAACUGGGACAUUUUCAGUUUCCAGGAAUUGUGUACAGAUCCUUGCGACACAGGACUGUGCAUUAUCAUGCUGAAACAUAAGGUGAUUGCGGCAGAUGAACAGCACGACAAUGGGCCUCAGGAUCUCGUCACAGUAUCUCUGUGCAUUCAAAUUGCCAUUGAUAAAAUGCAAUUCUGUUCGUUGUCCGUAGCUUAUGCCUGCUCAUACCAUAACCCCACCGCCACCAUUGGGCACUCUGUUCACAACGUUGACAUCAGCAAACCGCUCGCCCACAUGACGCCAUACACACUGUCUGCCAUCUGCCCGGUACAUUUUUUAUACUGCGAUUCAUCCGUGAAGAGCACACUUCUUCAGCGUGACAGUGGCCAUUGAAGGUGAGCAUUUGCCCACUGAAGUCAGUUAGGACGCACAACUGCAGUCAGGUCAAGACCCUGGUGAGGACGGCGAGCACGCAGAUGAGCUUCCCUGAGACGGUUUCUGACAGUUUGUGCAGAAAUUCUUUGGUUGUGCAAAUCCACAGUUUCAUCAGCUGUCCGGGUGGCUGGUCUCAGACUAUCCCGCGGGUGAAAAAGCCGGAUGUGGAGGUUCUGGGCUGGCAUGGUUACACGUGGUCUUCGGUUAUGAGACCGUUGUGAUGUACUACCAAAUUCUGUAAAACAACGUUGGAGGCGGCUUAUGGUAGAGAAAUUAACAUUACAUUCUCUGGCAACAGCUCUGGUGGACAUUCCUGCAGUCAGCAUGCCAAUUGCAUGCUCCUUCAAAACUUGAGACAUCUGUGGCAUUGUGUUGUGUGACAACUGCACAUUUUAGAGUGGCCUUUUAUUGUCCCCAGCACAAGGUGCACCUGUGUAAUGAUCAUGCUGUUUAAUCAGCUUCUUGAUUUGCCACACCUGUCAGGAGAAAUGCUCACUAACAGGGAUGUAAACACAUUUGUGCACAAAAUUUGAGAUAAAUAAGCUUUUUGUGCAUAUAGAACAUUUCUGGGAUAUUUUAUUUCAGCUCAUGAAACAUGGGACCAACACUUUACACGUUGCAUUUAUAUUUUUGUUUAGUAUAAAAUAAACAGAGAAUUUCAUGUGCAGCCAUAGAUCACCUUCACAAAAAGUUUCACACAAAGUUUUUUGACAAGAUGUAGAGGUGUAAAUUAGAGGGUUAUCAUUGCCUUUAAUAUGUCUGUAUGUUUUGUGUGUGUUGUGCCCAGUGGGGAGAGUGGAGCUGGGAAGACUGUGGCUGCCAAAUACAUUAUGAGUUACAUCUCCAAAGUAUCAGGAGGAGGUGAUAAAGUGCAGGUAUUACCUACUGUUAUUACUAUUACUACUAAUACUACUAUUACAAUGACUAAUACUACUAUUACUACUAUUACCAUUACUAUUACUACUAUUACUACUAAUACUACUAUUACUACUAUUACAAUUUCUAAUACUACUAAUACUACUAAAACUACUAAUACUACUAUUACCAUUACAAAUGCUACUAUUACCAUUACUAAUACUGCUAUUACUACUAUUACUACUAGUACUACUAUUACUACUAGUACUACUAUUACCAUUACUAUUACUACUAAUAAUACUAUUACUACUAUUACAAUUACUAAUACUACUAAUACUACUAUUACCAUUACCAAUGCUACUAUUACUACUAUUACUAUUACUAAUAUUACUAUUACUACUAUUACCAUUACCUUUAGUAUUAAUACUAGUACUUAUAAUGCUACUAUUACUACUAUUACAAUUACUAACACUAUUAAUACUACUAUUACCAUUACUAAUACUACUAAUACUACUAUUACUACUAUUACCAUUACUAAUCCUACUAUUACUACUAUUACCAUUACUAAUUUCUACUUUUAGCAUUUUCAUUACUAAUGACUGUGAAGGAAACUCUGAAGUGCUGUGUUGUGAUGUUUCUCUGUAUGUGUCUGUCAGCAUGUGAAGGACAUCAUCCUCCAGUCCAAUCCUCUACUGGAGGCCUUUGGCAAUGCCAAGACUGUCCGCAACAACAACUCCAGUCGCUUUGUGAGUGAUACGUACAGCAACCAGCCUCCCCUUUCCCUUAUUUGUCUUUCUAUCCUCCUCAUCUUUUUCUUCCUCCUCUUCUCUAGACACUGUGUGUGGGCUAAUAAAGUAAGACUGAUACUGUAAACUGAUCAUUUCUGAAACCACUUGCCAACUGUUGUUUUCCUGUGCUCUACCAGAGACGAUCUGCAUUCUGCAGACUAUAUACCCCAGCAGCAGUAUGCAACAGUCACCGUUCACCCUCUCCUCUUUCCAUAUUCCUGAGAUCCUGAAAUGUUAAUCUCAACUCCUAACCACAUCCACAUGCAACAGUGCAGGCUUUGUAGCUGAGUGCAUGUCACCUCUGGGGUUUCCUGCCUCUAUUACGGUAGAACAACACAAUGAGAUGAAAGAGCUUGAGAAGACUGAGCUGAGGUGAAAUCCUGGGUGGGGUCAACAAGCUGUGUCGUAAUGUAAAGAUAUAAUGCAAAUAUAUUUUUAGGGAGUUUACCACACUUCGUGGUACAUCUUGUGUCACUGCUCUGAUAAUUCCAUUCUACCAGUACAGAGGGCCACAAACCCAUUCCCAUUUACAUUUGAGUCAUUUAGCAGACGCUCUUAUCCAGAGCGACUUACAGGAGCAAUUAGGGUAUAGUGCCUUGCUCAAUGGAACUUCGACAGAUUUCUAACCUAGUCGGCUCAUGGAUUUGAACCAGCGCCCUUUCGGUUACUGGCCCAACGCUCUUAACCACUAGGCUACCUGCCACCCGGACCAUAACCAUAAAGUCAUAAUAAUCAACCAUGUCUAAUUUGAGUGAUAUGUUUUUGUGCGUGUUCUGAUCUAACAGGGUAAAUACUUUGAGAUCCAGUUUAGCAGAGGAGGAGAGCCGGACGGUGGUAAAAUCUCCAACUUCCUCCUUGAGAAGUCGAGAGUGGUGAGCCAGAACGAGAACGAGAGGAACUUCCAUGUCUACUACCAGGUCAGUCAGGCCCUGAGCUAGGCCAGCAGUGACACAGCUACCCACAAUGACAAUGUGUUUGACUUUCUCGCCCUACACCACAGAUUUAACGGUUCUGUAGGGUUUCAUAAUUGGGUAUGAAUUGUUUAUGUGUAAUUCAUGUGCUGUAAAUUUCAGUUGUGUUUUGUCUGAACUGUUGUAUUUAGCUAAUAGAGGGAGCCAACCCCCAGCAGAAAGAAACCCUGGGCAUCAUGAGUCCAGAUUACUACUACUACCUGAACCAGUCUGGGACAUACAAAGUGGACGGAACAAACGACAGCAAGGACUUUCAGGAGACAAUGGUACCUUACGCCAUCAGGGCUUAAAACAUAGAGUACACUUUUUUUGUGAGCAAUUCUUGAUUGAGACAUCACAGAAGCACUGGGAGCAAAUUGACACUUAUAUUUACACUACCAUUCAAAGGUUUGGGGUCACUUAGACAUUUCUAAGUGACCCCAAACUUUUGAAUGGUAGUGUAAAUAUAAGUGUAAAUUUGCUCCCAGUGCUUCUGUGAUGUCUCAAUCAAGAAUAUCCAUUAAAAUAACAUCAAAUUGAUCAGAAAUAUAGUGUAGACAUUGUUAAUGUUGUAAAUGGCUAUUGUAGCUGGAAACUGCUGAUUUUUCAUGGAAUAUCUACAUAGGCGUACAGAGGCCCAUUAUCAGCAACCAUCAGUCCUGUGUUCCAAUGGCAUGUUGUGUUUGCUAAUCCAGGUUUAUCAUUUUAAAAGGCUAAUUGAUCAUUAGAAAACCCUUUUGAAAUUAUGUUAGCACAACUGAAAACUGUUGUGCUGAUUAAAUAAGCAAUAAAACUGGCCUUCUUGAGACUAGUUGAGUAUCUGGAGCAUCAGCAAUUGUGGGUUCGAUUACAGGCUCAUAAUUGCCAGAAACAAAUAACUUUCUUCUGUAACUCGUCAGUCUUUUCUUGUUCUGAGAAAUGAAGGCUAUUCCAUGCGAGAAAUUGCCAAGAAACUGAAGAUCUCGUACAACGCUGUGCAGUACUCCCUUCACAGAACAGCGCAAACUGGCUCUAACCAGAAUAGAAAGAGGAGUGGGAGGCCCCGUUGCACAACUGAGCAAGAGGACAAAUACAUUAGAGUGUCUAGUUUGAGAAACAGACGCCUCACAGGUCCUCAACUGGCAGCUUCAUUAAAUAGUACCCGCAAAACACCAGUCUCAACGUCAACAGUGAAGAGGCGACUCUGGGAUGCUGACCUUCUAGGCAGAGUUGCAAAGAAAAAGACACAUCUCAGACUGGCCAAUAAAAAGAAAAGAUUAAGAUGGGCAAAAGAACACAGACACUGGACAGAGGAAGAUUGGAAAAAAGUGUUAUGGAUAGACAAAUCAAAGUUUGAGGUGUUCGGAUCACAAAGAAGAACAUUUUUGAGACGCAGACCAAAUGAAAAGAUGCUGGAGGAGUGCUUGAUGCCAUCUGUAAAGCAUGGUUGAGGCAAUGUGAUGGUCUGGGGGUGCUUUGGUGGUGGUAAAGUGGGAGAUUUGUACAGGGUAAAAGGGAUCUUGAAGAAGGAAGGCUAUCACUCCAUUUUGCAAAACCAUGCCAUACCCUGUGGACGGCGCUUGAUUGGAGACAAUUUCCUCCUACAACAGGACAAUGACCCAAAGCACAGCUCCAAACUAUGCAAUAAUUAUUUAGGGAAGAAGCAGUCAGCUGGUAUUCUGUCUAUAAUGGAGUGGCCAGCACAGUCACCGGAUCUCAACCCUAUUGAGCUGUUGUGGGAGCAGCUUGACCGUAUGGUACGUAAGAAGUGCCCAUCAAGCCAAUCCAACUUGUGGGAGGUGCUUCAGGAAGCAUUUUUACAUUUACAUUUUUUACAUUUAAGUCAUUUAGCAGAUGCUGUUAUCCAGAACAACUUGCAGUUAGUGAAUGCAUACAUGUUUUUUUGUUUGUUUUUGUUAGUUUUUUUGUUUUUUUCUUACUGGCCCCCCGUGGGAAACGAACCCACAUCCCUGCCGGUCAAAUCCUCCCCUACCUUGGACGACGCUGGACCAAUUGUGCGCCGCCCAUGGGUCUCCCGGUUGCAGCCGGCUGCGACAGAGCCUGGACUCGAACCAGGAUCUCUAGUGGCACAGCUAGCACUGCGAUGCAGUGCCUUAGACCACUGCGCCACUCGAAGCAUGGGGUGAAAUCUCUUCAGAUUACCUCAACAAAUUGACAACUAGAAUGCCAAAGGUCUGCAAGACUGUAAUUGCUGCAAAUGGAGGAUUCUUUGACAAAAGCAAAGUUUGAAGGACACAAUUAUUAUUUCAAUUAAAAAUCAUUAUUUCCAACCUUGUCAGUGACUACAUUUCCUAUGCAUUUUGCUAUAUUUCUUAUUCAAACUCAUUUCAUGUAUGUUUUCAUGGAAAACAAGGACAUUUCUAAGUGACCCCAAACUUUUGAACGGUAGUGUAUAUUCGUAAUACAGGCUUAUAAUUAGCUAAAUAUACUGUUCUAUUGUGUAUUCCCAGUCCUUGUGUGUUGUCAGGGCCAGCAGUAAUGGCGCUCUGUACAGGACCAUAGAUUUCAGUGUUGAGUUUUGUCCACAGGAAGCCAUGAAUGUGAUUGGGAUCCCAGAGGCUUACCAGGCUCAGGGGCUGCAGAUCAUAGCAGGAAUCCUGCACCUUGGAAACAUCAGCUUCAUAGAAGCAGGCAACUAUGGGCAGGUGGAGAGCACUGACUGUGAGUGGGAGAGCACAAACAUGCCUAAUACACACACAUGAAGACAUGCACACAGAGAUGCACAUGCACAAGUAAGCAUCAAUGUAACAUUCCCCAUAAGGUGAAAAAACAUUGGAGAGGGAUAGUCACUAAAACACACUUUUGCCAUAAUGAAAGCAGGAAUUAAUGUAUAAACAGGUGUUCUGUUUGUUCUGUUUGUCUUUCCUCCCUCCCAGUGCUUGCCUUCCCUGCCUAUCUGCUGGGUGUUGACCCAACGCGUCUGCAAGAGAAACUGACCAGCAGAAAGAUGGACUCGAAGUGGGGUGGAAAGUCUGAGUCCAUCGAUGUGACACUCAACCAGGAACAAGCCACCUAUACCCGCGACGCCCUGGCUAAGGCCCUCUACACACGACUCUUUGACUACCUGGUGGAGGUCAGGGACAUCUACUAUACACUGCAAUGAUACACACACAGACACAAAUACAGUAAUGAUGACACAUUCAUUUCAUACUAACUAAUUCUCCUCUCUCUUCCUCUCCUAUUACUAGGCCAUAAACAAAGCCAUACAGAAACCUCAUGAAGAAUACAGCAUAGGAGUACUUGACAUAUAUGGUUUUGAGAUAUUCCAGGUAAAUUGUAUAUUAAAUACAUAGAAAUAUACAUCUCUGAUUGGAAAACGAGACAAGACAUAGCUAUAUCGUAACAUUCUCUUUAACUUGGAUGUGUGCUUUCUGACAGAGGAAUGGGUUUGAGCAGUUCUGCAUCAACUUUGUCAACGAGAAGCUACAACAGAUAUUUAUUGAGCUGACACUGAAGGCUGAACAGGUACAAACCACUCUCAAAUCUCAACACUUUUAAUUUAGUUUACGAGGUGUCUUGGAUGUUGUAAAAGUUAUAUUGGCAUUACAAUGUCUAUCUCUCUAUGUUUCUCCCAGGAAGAGUAUGUUCAGGAAGGCAUCAAGUGGACACCAAUUGAGUAUUUCAACAACAAGGUUGUGUGUGACCUCAUCGAGAAUAAGUUGGUGAGCCAAAAAUGACAAUAUAUCAAUGCAAUUUCCACAAAUGUAUCUAUAUUCUACUUGUGGCUACUACUCUACAUGUCUAACAAUCCCCUCCCAUCCAGAACCCGCCAGGCAUCAUGAGUGUGCUGGAUGAUGUGUGUGCCACCAUGCAUGCCAAGGGUGAGGGGGCAGACGGCACCCUGCUCCAGAAGCUCUCGGCGGCGGUCGGCACUCACGAACACUUCAACAGCUGGAACUCUGGCUUUGUCAUCCACCACUACGCAGGCAAGGUGGGUACCAGGAGAGGACACGCCUUCCCACACUCAAAACAGAUAGAAGUAGACACUUCUAGGCUGAGGUAGAUAGGAAUGUUCCAUCAUUGGGAAGUGGGUAGGUAGACAUGUGAGUGAAAUGUUAAGGUCGGUGUGAAUGUUGAUAUUUACACAUGAUGUGUCAUGUCACCUCAGGUCUCCUACGAAAUAAACGGCUUCUGUGAGAGAAACCGGGACGUGCUUUUUACUGACCUCAUUGAACUCAUGCAGAGCAGUGAACAGUACGUAUGCCUCUAUCUUUACCUUAACAGACACGUGUCUCAAAAUAACCAAGGCUUGGGAAAAUCAAUUAAAUGUGGUCCUCCAUUUUGUCCCCACAGUGACUUCAUCCGCAGCCUCUUCUCUGAAAACCUCAACACAGACAAGAAGAGCAGGCCUACUACUGCUAGCUCUAAGAUCAAGGUAACUGUCCCCACUCUACUGCCAGCACUGUGGUUCAGUGGCUGGGUGUAACAGUACACCCAUAGGUUUGAGGUUAUUAGUAGCUACAUGGUGGUACAUCCAUCUCUUAUGUUCUCUCUACAGAAACAAGCCAAUGAUCUGGUGAACACAUUGAUGAAGUGCACCCCCCACUAUAUCCGAUGUAUCAAACCCAACGAGACUAAGAGACCCAAGGACUGGGAGGAGAGCCGGUUUGUCCCUAUUACACCCCCCAACAGACAACAAAUAUGCAAUAGCAGAACAUUCAGAGAAUUCAGCAGGGAGUUAUGACUAUAUAGUUUGGAACAUUAGAAUAAAGGGGAUGAUGAACCUAUGUGUUUAGGGCCAAGCACCAGGUGGAGUACCUUGGGCUGCGGGAGAACAUCCGUGUACGUCGAGCCGGCUACGCCUACCGCAGAGUCUUCAAUAAGUUCCUACAGAGGUGAGUCUUACUUACUCUUAGGUGUGUGUCCUUCAGUGUCUGCUUUGUGUCCGCUCAGUGUGUGUGCGUGUGUGUGUGUGUGUGUGUGGGGGGGGGGGGGGGGGGGGGGUAGUGUAUGCUCUCCCCAGUGCCUGACCCUCUAUGUGUGGCCUGCAGGUAUGCCAUUCUGACGGCGGAGACGUGGCCGUCCUGGCAGGGGGGAGAGCAGCAGGGGGUCCUGCAUCUCCUCCGCUCUGUCAACAUGGACACAGACCAGUACCAGAUGGGGCGCUCCAAGGUCUUCGUCAAGGCCCCAGAGUCGGUAGGGGCCCACAUAGGUCUCCCUGGGAAAAGUGCUGUUUAUUUUAUCUCAAUGGGACUUCCCGGUUUAAAUGAAUAUAUGAAAUGUUUUACAAAAAAGGUGUGAGGUAUUCAUCUGUAUAGUGUAAAAUGGUUUAUUUGAUCAAAGCAUUCCGUCUCUCCUAGCUCUUCCUAUUGGAGGAGAUGCGGGAGAGGAAAUUCGACUUGUUCGCCAGGACCAUCCAGAAGGCCUGGAGGAAGUACAUCGCCAGGAGGAAAUAUGAACAGAUGAGGGAGGAGGGUAAGUGUGUCAAUGAUCCUAGAGAGGUGUGUGGGGAUGAAACAAGGAAGAAAAAUGAAUAUACAUAAAUUAAUGUAAAUACAGAAAAUGAAUAUACAGCAAUGAAUAUGUCCUGGAAGGGUCUUACUUAACAUGACCUCUCUCGCAUGUUGUCCACAGCCUCGGACAUCCUGUACAACUCUAAGGAGCGGAGGAGGAACAGCAUCAACAGGAACUUUGUAGGAGACUACCUGGGCCUGGAGCAGAGGCCUGAGCUCAGACAGUUCAUGGCCAAGAGGGAGCGAGUCGACUUUGCAGACUCUGUCAACAAGUUUGACCGCAGGUUCAAGGUGAGUCUACCUCUCCCUCCCCCCACAGAGCGGUGAGGAAAACAGAGCCAAGGCCAGGGUUAACAGCACAACAUUGGGUUAACUUCUUCCAUCUUCCAUUUACACCCACUCAUUCUCACUCUCAUUCUUUCUCGCCCCCUCCCAUUCUCUCUCUCAAGUCCAUCAAGAGGGACCUGAUUCUGUCUCCCAAGGGUAUCUACCUGAUAGGCAGAGAGAAGGUGAAGAAGGGGCCAGAGAAGGGACAGAUAAAGGAGGUGUUAAAACGGAAGCUGGAGUUUGCGAGCAUCCACUCUGUCUCUCUCAGGUAAGGGUUUUUUCUCACUGCUAAACUUAGAAUAGCAUAUAACAGUUCAAUGUGAUGUAUUUCCAGGCAGUACCAAUGAGAGCUUUUGUGGUCAGUGUUGUCAUUAAUAAACAGGAACUGAUCACACAGGAUAUGUUUUUUUUUUUUUACGUUGCUAUAUCAGCCUACUGUGUGUGACACUUAUUGUCUUCUACCAACGCCAAUCCCUCAAAUCUUUCCAUUUCUACCUUUCUCCCUUUCCCUGUAGUAUGAGACAAGAUGAUUUCUUCAUCGUGCAUGAGGCUCAGUAUGACAGUCUGCUGGAGUCCAACUUCAAGACUGAGUUCCUCAGCCUGCUCUGUAAGCGCUAUGAAGAAGUGACCAAGAACAAGCUGUCUCUCUCCUUCAAUGACAGGUAUGACUACACACAUACUGGAUAGGAACAGCCUUGCUAUAUGACUCUCUAUGUGUGGUCUCCAUAGUUUAAUUGAUCGAGUUAACUUUGGAUAAAAGCAUCUGGUAAAAUGAUCAUUUCAUUCAUGUCCACUGUUGUGGCUCUCUAUAGGCUGGAGUUCCGGGUGAAGAAGGAGGGCUGGGGUGGAGGGGGCACCCGUGUUGUGGUAUUCCAGAGGGGACAGGGGGACCUGGCAGAAAUCAGACCAGCUGGAAAGACCCUCACCAUCACCGUGGGAGAUGGCCUGCCCAAGACCUCCAGUGAGUAGCAGGAAGAGAGAGAAUCACAUACAGAAGGAGGAAAGAGACAUUGAUAUAGAUAGACAUGUAUAAAAUACUAAGUCUGACUCAAUACAGUGUACAGUAUAUAACAUAUCCUAUUAAUCCUAAUAUGUCAUAGUUUAAAACUCUACAUGUUUAUUUUGUCAGAGCCCACCAAGAAGGGAUCUCCACAGAACCAUGGAGGAGGCAGGAAUCAGCCUCCCAGCAGAGGUAAACUCAUUAUUUGGUCCAGAUAUGUUCCUACAUCAUCAGCAUGCCUCACUCCAUGAACAUGGCCUUGCAGUGCUUACUAUGAACUGUGUACCACCCUGUGAUAGUUAUGUUGAGAUAUUAGAGGUCUUAGUGUAUGAAUGGUAUACUGUAUGUCUUGUGUUUUGAUGGUAUCUGGGUUCCUCUUCUUUGACUAGGGCACCAGAAUGGUGCAGCCAGAGGUAGAGUUGCUCCAGCGCCACAGCAGCCAGAGCACACCUACUCUGUGCCCCAGAAACUGAACCGGCCCCCCAGCGCCGCCCUCCCCAAACAGGCCUCCCAGAAUUCAAGACGAGGCUCGGCUCAGACUCAGCAGGGGAACCUGGACUUCCUCAACGUGCCUGACCAGGGCGUGUCUGGGUGAGCUGAAUAAACUGAGCAUACAGUGGGCAUUCACAAAAUAUACUAUCUGCAGUGAAGGAUUGGAGUUGAGCUCUCAUCUCUCUCUCUCUCCGUCUCUCUCAUCUCUCUCUCUCCCUGUCUCUCUGAUCUCUCUCUCUCUCCGUCUCUCUCAUCCCCCUUUCCCUCUCUCCAGAAUGCAGAGGAAGAGGAGUAUCAGCAGCCAGCGGCCACCCCCGGCCCCGUCCAGCCGGCCCAAGUCCCAGCCCCGCCCCACCGGCCCGCGUUGCCGGGCGCUGUACCAGUAUGCUGGCCAGGACACAGACGAGCUCAGCUUCGACGCCAAUGAUGUCAUCGACCUGCUCAAUGAAGGUGAGGAACACGUAGGGAGGGAAUAGAAUAGUACUCAAUUGUCUAUUUGUGAAGAAACUAACUGUGUCCAUCUCAACAAAGGAAAAGGGUGAGGAGAAAGAGGCAGAAGAGACUAUAGAACUUGUUGGAUGCUUGGCACUACUACACCAGUGUUGUUAUGCUUGAAGUGCUGAUCCUGAAUAAGCUCACGGCAUCAAUUCAUGCUCAGACCUGUUUUGGAUUAGUUAUAAGUAGGGGUGUAACGAUUCGUUUUAACAACGAUUCGAUUUGUAUCACGAUUCGUGGUUGUCGAUACGAUUCAAGGACGAUAUUGGUUCAUUUAGAACGAUACGAUCCGAAACGAUUCAGUGACUUGAAAUCGAUUCAGUAACCUUUUAGCCAAAAAUUCAACCAGUGUGACUGAAAUAAAUACCUGGAUACUGGACAGUGCAGGUGAAGUUUCCUAGAUUCCUGUUUCUUGUAAGGACCGCAAUGGUGGCUUGAUAAUUUCUCGCUCGUCGGCUUCUCCUCUGUCGUCCGCCAUGCUAUGUUUUGUUGUCUUGGCGCCUUUGCGCUGCUGCUGGCGCGAUGACGUCACGGAUAGGCAGACUGAAUCGAGUAAUGUUUAAAGCCUUUAUCAUUAAAAGUGCUAAGAAAAAACAUCCAUAUAAAGUCUGACGUGCUUAAAUCCAAUGGGUUAUUUCCUAGUAUCGAUACAAUCGAUUUAUUACAUUUUAAAACGAUGUUAGAUCGAUAUAUGUUGUCCAAAAGGCCAACUCGCCGAGCACAGAUCGAUGUAGUUGGAUCAUAGGAAUAUAAAUCGAUACGUCGAUGUAGUAGAUGGAUCGUUACACCCCUAGUUAUAAGGCUGUACUGUGUAUGGAGUCCACAGCUGUUCGUCUCUCUGUGUUCCCCUGCAGAUGUAUCAGGCUGGUGGAGAGGCAGGUUUCGUGGCAAGGAAGGACUCUUCCCUGGGAACUAUGUGGAGAAGAUCUGA